AACGUUCAGAAAAAGCAAGGACACACGUUUGCGCAAAAUGCGAACCCCAUUUUAUCUCCUAACCUGAAAUUAAAACUUUUUACAAAAAUCAAAUCUCGUUUCAGAUCCGAGGAAAUUCAGUCAUGAAGAAAUUAGUGAGAAAGUUGUUUGUUCUCUUCCUCGUCCUCACUUGCAGUGUUCCUAUGUUAGCAGUAGGUGAUGAUGGAGCACAAGACAGCGAGGAAGAUACAAUAGUCCCGUCGCUGCUAAACACUCUUAUAAACACAGUUUCUUCCUUGAAAAGAUCACAGACAACUUCUUUGGACAAGAUUAAGACUAUCAUCCGCCAGGUGCAAUUGCAGUUUUUUCCUCCAGAUUUAGAUUUCAGAGGCAACAAAGAAGGGAUCAAUGGAGACGGCAUCAGUCCGGGAGGGAAGAUGAAAGACGCUGCAGAGAGAAGUUUCAAAUCUGGCAAAGCUACGGUGGAAGAAUCUGCAAAAACAGCGGCGAAUGUUGUAAGAGGAGCCAUUCACAAGACUGAACAGAAAGAGUCUCCUAAGGCUAAGGAACGGCCUCGCAAUGAUCUUUAGAUAAUCGUGAAUGGCGAAGAAUGAAUGUACGGUGUAAGAUGAAUUUAGAAACUGUACACAAAUUUGUAAUUCAAAAAUUAUUGUUAAACUAUUGAGAAAUUUUUGGAUAAGAUCAAAUUAAUAGCAAUUCAAGAAUUUUCCAGAGCU
Messenger RNA from Carica papaya (papaya), 716 nucleotides. RefSeq lists its product as uncharacterized. Lineage: Eukaryota; Viridiplantae; Streptophyta; Magnoliopsida; Brassicales; Caricaceae. The record is from RefSeq and is a predicted model, not a curated record.